This is a messenger RNA of Mycetomoellerius zeteki, 3190 nucleotides long. RefSeq names its product frizzled-4. Gene Ontology annotation, biological process: canonical Wnt signaling pathway; non-canonical Wnt signaling pathway. The coding region runs from base 449 to 2389 and encodes 646 amino acids. The record is from RefSeq and is a predicted model, not a curated record. Gene Ontology annotation, cellular component: membrane. Gene Ontology annotation, molecular function: Wnt-protein binding; transmembrane signaling receptor activity. NCBI's taxonomy places the organism in Eukaryota, Metazoa, Arthropoda, Insecta, Hymenoptera, Formicidae. The transcript has 7 exons.
GAGUGUGUGUGUGUGUGUAUGUGUGUGUGAAAUCUACGUACAUUUCAUCGAGUUUAAUCUGCGUCGCGCCAAGGACAGAGUGCGAUGUUAAGUUAUCGUGUUGAGUUCUCACACACACACAGUUGUUGGAACUUGAUUAAAUUAAAACCAAGACCGAAUCUACAUUGGAGAGAAGCACCAGUUAAAUUGAUCUCAUUUAACGCGCAAGCAAGUUAAUUGAACUAUUUCGUCAAGAUUGAAUUUGACGGCUCUUCAAAUAAAGCUAUGACAGGAUUGUAAUUACGACAAGAAAAGUUUCCGAUUGAAACUUCCGCAUGAUGCACGAUCGACAUCCUAGAAGUUGCAGCACUUCGAGCCGAUCUCAAUCGCACGGCGAGUACCAUGUACGACAAAAAACGUGAAACAACGUUUACGACAUAACGAAUUGGAAAAGAUUUUUUCGCGGAAAAUGCGUUGGAUUUUGUUGCCGUUGUUGACGUUGAUACGUGCAAUAUGGUGCGCGCACGGCGCCUGCGAGCCGAUCAGAAUCGAGAUGUGUCGUGGCCUUGGCUACAAUGUCACUGUCAUGCCGAAUCUAGUUGGUCACGAGAUUCAAGGCGAUGCCGAUUUUACCUUACAAACGUUCAGCCCGCUCAUUCAAUACGGAUGCAGCGCGCAAUUGCAUCUGUUCUUGUGUUCGGUGUAUGCUCCGAUGUGUACCGAGAAGGUCUCCGCACCUAUAGGUCCCUGUCGAGGUCUGUGCGAACAAGUGCGGGCACGCUGUUACCCGGUUCUUCAGGGAUUCGGUUUUCCCUGGCCCGCCGCAUUGAACUGUUCCAAGUUUCCACCGGAAAACAAUCACCAGCACAUGUGCAUGGAAGGACCGGGCGAGCCAGGGCCAGCUAAUCCUAUUCAGGCGGUAAGCACUAGCAACGGACCUUGGGGCUGUUCCUGGUACGCCAAGUCUGGAUUAUACAUCUUCCUGAAUCGCUCUGGAAAAUGCGCCGCCGCUUGUGAUGCCGAUAUCCUUUGGUCCCAGAAGGACAAGAGACUCGCGGAGGCCUGGAUGGCCGUAUUCGUAACGGUAUGCCUAGUCUCCGUCGCGAUCGCUAUCCUGACGUUAUUGAAGCCACGCAAACGACCUAUACUGACCAGCCCCGCAGAGCGUGCGAUAGUCUUUCUGACGAUUUGUCAUGCGGCAGUCGCAAUUGGCUACGUGAUUCGAUUGGCUGCCGGCCGGCUAAACGUCGCCUGCACUCCUGCGAUUCAGUUACAUUCGCAGGAUCAAGCCGUCUUGGCCCAGCAACAACAGCAGCAACAGCAGCAACAGUACCUAACGCAAGACGGCCUAGCUAAUCCGUAUUGCGCCGUUGUUUUUCUGCUACUUUAUUAUUUUGAGAACGCAGCGAUCGUUUGGUGGGUCGUGAUAUGCGCGUGGUGGUGCAUAAUGGCCAGAAAAUGGACGAGAACGGCUGGCAACUACAAGGAGGAUAGUUUCGGACUGCAGCAGGGAUUCUCAACCGUCGCCACCGUCGCGGCCUGGAGCCUCCCCGCUGCUCAAACUAUCGCCGUGCUGGUCACGAGGGAUGUUGACGCCGACGAGUUGACUGCGAGUUGUUUCGUCGGCCAGCAGAACGCGCAUUCCCUUCUGGUAUUAGUGCUGGCGCCGCAAUUCGUCUAUCUGUCGUUCGGCGCAACAUUCCUUUUAAUUGGCCUGGCAACAUUGGCGUUACCGCGACGCCCGGCGGUGACACCGACGUCGACGUCGAUGUCAACGUCGUCGUCUUCGUCGACGGCGGCGGCGGCAGCGGCAGCGGCAGUUUUAACGGCGCUAACGGCGUCCCAUGCGAAUCCAUUGCGUUCGCAGCGUGAAAUCUCCGGUAAAUCGUCCCCAGCGGAAAUUCACCGGCGACAAAAGCAGCUAUUGACUCGCGUCGGCAUAUUCGGUUGCCUCUACGCCAUCCUCAUUAUUUGCCUCGCCAGCACGACAUUCUAUGAAUGGUGGGGAAGAGAAACGUGGCUUCGAGCACCGGAACCGUCAACGGCACCUCGCGUACCUGUUCGUCCUCUGUUGCAAGUUUUCAUCCUAAGAUUAGUAGUGACCCUCGGUGCCGGUGUGAUGGCCGCCGCGUGGAUUUGGUGGCCGGAAGUAACGGACGCUUGCCGUAAACUGCCGCACUGCAAACAACCUCCACAUAAAUGCCAUCCCGUGCCCGUUGUACACAGUUGUUACAACGCUGCAAAUCCUAUACCUCAUCAGAUUCACCAUCUCACUCAUCUCACGCCACCGCAGCAUCCUCUAUUGCAUCAGCAUGCAACGUUAACGAAUUCGCAAAUGCCACAUAGGAACCAUAAGAAGCAUCGGAAACACCGGAAACAUUAUCAUUCUGGUAGCGAAACGCAAGUUUGAACUUUGAGCGAACGUUAACGCCGCGUACGUUGCAUGUACCGUGCUACGGCGGUAUAGUUCAGUAUAGUUUAGUAUACUAGUAUAGUUUUUGCUGUUUGUGCCUUAGGCCCAGUUCCAUAACUCACGGUUAACUCUUAACCGAGGUUCAACUUGUUUCUUAUCUUUUUCCAAUUCUAAAAUUGGAAAGAGACAAUGAAUAACCCAGAUAGCCAAGCGUGAUGUAGCGUAUUGUGCAAACUAAUGCAUUGCAUAUGUUGUUAUAUAUUUUCUGUACAUUUGCUGACAUCAAAAUAGGACACAUUAUAAAUACAACAUGACUGCUUAUAUAUGUAAUCAGUUGUCGAAAUUUCUAGAGCAAACUGUGAGCAAUGGUGUGCACAUUAUGAUGUCGGCAACAUGUUAGCAACGAAUAAUUAAUCGUUUCGUCUCAAGCUCAUUGCUAACAAAAUGCUGACAAUGACAACACUAGUUGUUGUCGAGGAUAUUCAUGCUGACAUAUUGCCAUCAAUUUGUCAUCGCAAGAAUUUGAAUUCCAUUGAGUUCAACGCAACAGACAUAAUGCUGUCUCACCUUGUCCUGAGUUUGUCGAAAUUGGUUGCUGCAACAUGCAAAUACACUGCGUUUGGCUAUCUGGGAAGUUGAAUCUCGGUUAAGAAUUAACUGUGAGUUGUGGAACUGGGCCUUAGUCGCGUCGCGUCAUAUCUAAGUAAUUGGAUAUGACACGCAUUAAACGAUAUUUCUAAGCUGAUCUCUUACUUGAGAUCAGUUUAAGUCUCGCCUUAUGGCCCGUCUACAAUACAC